AUGUCACCGGAAGAUGGACGACGACCAACCCAAAAUGAAACACAAAACAUUACAAAAACAACAGAACAACAACAAAGAAAAUCGAUCGUUCAUGGACAAUCUUCGUCAUCUACUUCGACUUUAGAGAGACCAGCACCGGAAAUAUCAGAUCCAAAACCGAUAAGUGAAAUCGAAAUUGUAACAUCAAAACCACCCAUGUACAGACUGGAUAGAACUUUAAUGGAUAAUUAUGAUAAUAAUAACUCGAGUUCAGAAUCAGAAACUGGUAGUGGCAGUGAUGAAAUGACAGAUAUAUCUCCAAUGCAAACUCCUCAUUAUCGAAAUAAACCUCAAAUAAAUAACAACAACAACAACGGAACAUUCGAAUUAAACUCAAUGAUGAACGUCUUGUUAGAAAGUCGCAACGAAAAUGGUACGAACGAAAAAAAAUAUCAGCUCAAAACAAAAUAG
Messenger RNA from Didymodactylos carnosus, 450 nucleotides. The record is from the annotation of a GenBank genome assembly. NCBI's taxonomy places the organism in Eukaryota, Metazoa, Rotifera, Eurotatoria, Philodinida, Philodinidae.